Molecule: messenger RNA, 6198 nt
Organism: Magnolia sinica
Lineage: Eukaryota; Viridiplantae; Streptophyta; Magnoliopsida; Magnoliales; Magnoliaceae
Product: putative disease resistance RPP13-like protein 3
Exons: 7
Coding region: 651-3401 (916 amino acids)
Biological process (GO): defense response to other organism
Molecular function (GO): ADP binding
Source: RefSeq, a predicted model, not a curated record
UUCAAUAACAGGAUAUUUGCAGAUUCUCAAAUGUGUUUGUAAUAACGACAUUCUCAAUUUGCAGGUUGGAGGAAAAUAAAAUUCUAAAGCAGGUUGGAGGAAAAUGAAAUUCCCAACUGUUCUUAAUGUCCAUGCAAAAUAGGGCGAUUGCAGUCCAUCGAGACAUUGAUACAAGCCUAACACGCUGUGGGACGGGCAGUCUAUUAAGACCAUCCAUCUGGUGUUUCUCGUCUGUGCAUGCACUAACAUUGAAAAUCAUAUCCAACGUUUAAUCCUCUCAUAGAUUGGUCACUUUGUAUCCAGAAGGUGGUGGAAAAUAUAAAGAUCAUGUAAGAAAUGCUUCGCCAGCUCACACCAAUGCAAGUUCCAAUAUCCAACGCCCAAGUUGGCCCAACACAAUAACCCCAGCAAUUAAGGUUCAUACAGACUUUCGAUAUCCUCCCAAUAGAGACAUCCAACCUGCACAACCAUCUGCCUUUGGGUAUUUCUUCCAAUAUCAUCCCACGAACGAGAGUCAGUUCCAUCAUUUUACCCUCUGGACUUUAAAUAGUUGGCCUCUAUAAACAGAGAGACAUUUAACAUAGAAGUAAAGAGAAAGAAAGCUUUGAACUGAAUUUCUUUCUUGCGAGAGAAAAAAAAAGUGAGGAAAGAUGGUCGCUGUUGAGGCUGUUGUUUUGCAACUUCUCGUAAAACUCGCUGAUCCCCUCAUUAAGGAAGUCAUUUCCUUAUAUGAGGUUGACGACAAAGUCGAAUUGAUUGUCACACAAUUUACGCAGAUGCAAUGCUUCUUGAAAGACGCAGACGACAAACAAGAAGGAGAUGAAAGAGUGAAGAACUGGGUGCUGAACGUGACAGAUGCUGCCUAUGUUGCUGAGGACCUCAUCGACACCUUUAUCUUCAAGGUAGCACCCUUGAAGCGAACAGGAUUUGUGGGCUGCAUUACAAGGUACGCUUGCAUCUUCUGUGAGUUGAAAGCUCGCUAUAAGUUGAGCUCGGAGAUCGAACGGAUAAACAAUAAGAUCCGUGUUAUCUCCGAAAGUAGGUCGACUUUUGGAAUUCAAAAUAUAGGCCAGGAAGCAGGGACAAGCUCCGCUGGUCCAAGCCUCCAAGAAUGGAGGCUCACUUCUCCUCUUGAUCAAGAACCAGAUUUUGUUGGUUUUGAGAAAGAAUUGGAGUUCUUGGUGGAGCGACUGACUAAGGGGGAGUCACGCCGUUGUGUUGUUUCUGUAGUUGGAAUGGGUGGUCUCGGUAAGACCACUCUUACCAAGAAAGUUUAUAACGACACUCGUGUUAAAGCACGUUUUCACUUUCGCGCAUGGAUUUGUCUAUCGCAAGAGUAUGAUGUGAAAGAUAUUCUUAAGAAGAUCAUAGAUUGCUGCAUGGUGCUCUCAGAAGAGGAGUCCAAGAAAGUGGAGAAAAUGGAUGUCUUCGAGCUGAGGCAUAAAAUUUCAGAAUAUUUGAAAGGGAAGAUAUACCUGGUGGUAGUAGAUGAUAUAUGGACGAACGAAGCAUGGGAUGCUAUCAAGGGUGCUUUCCCCCUAAAUGAUACUCUCCCUGAUGUGGAAAAUGGAAGUAGGGUCAUGAUCACCACACGCAACAAAGUUGUAGCUUUACAUGCAGAUGCACAAAGCCUGCCGUAUGAGUUGCUAACUUUAGGAAAAGAUGAGAGCUGGAAUUUGUUUUGCAGGAAAGCAUUCCCAGGACAAGGUAAUGUUUGCCCUGAGAAUUUGGAGCAGUUUGGAAGAAAGAUUGUGGAAGAGUGCUGUGGUCUACCUCUUGCGAUCGUAGUCAUCGGAGGGCUCUUAUCAACGAAAGAAGAAUGGGAGUGGGAGAAUGUAAGGGAGAGUAUUACCUGGCAAAUCAACGAGGGACAAGACAAAAUCUCUAAAAUAUUAUCUUUGAGUUUUAGAGAUCUGCCCUAUCAGUUGAAACCAUGUUUUCUCUACUUGGGAAUUUUUCCCGAAGACUAUGAGUUCCGUGCUAAGAAACUGAUUCAAUUGUGGGCCGCAGAAGGGUUUCUGCAACAGAGAGGGAAUGAAACAGCAGAGAAGGUAGGACAAGAUUUUCUAAAUGAGUUGAUUCAACGAAGUAUAAUUCAACUUGCUAAAAGAAGUUCAAACGGGGGUAUUAAAAGUUGCCGUAUUCACGAUCUUCUGCGAGAUCUCUCCAUAUCAAAAGCCAAGGAAGGUAUGUUUCUCCAAGUUCACCAUGGGAAUUCAAACACUCUAGCCUCUAGAGCCCGCCGACUUGUAAUUCACCAUAAUGCCUUCCGUGAGUCCACUUCCCUAAGUUCUUCUACUCCACACUUUCGAUCUGUGUUAAUCCAUAUGCAAGGUAAUGAUAAACUCAGAAGUAAACAAGUGAAGCUUCUUUACAAAGGCUUUAAAUUGCUCAGGGUAUUAGAUCUCCACAAUGUAAAAAUACAUGAGCUAUCGAGUGAGAUAGGUGCACUGAUUCACUUGAAAUACCUCGGGUGUACCAAUACUUAUUUGUCAAGUCUCCCAUCAUCGAUAGGCAAACUUCUCAAUUUACAAACACUAGUUGUAACAUCUUAUGGCAACGUCAACAUACCCCGCCAAAUUGAGAAGAUGGAACAGUUAAGACAUUUCCAAGUUAUGCACCCAAGUGGAGGGGGUUAUUACGGUAGUUGGGGUGUUAUACAAGGUCGUCCACGGCUCAACCAGAUGUGUAACCUCCAUACUCUAACAAGGGUAAAGGCUGGCGAAUGGAUGCACGGUUGCCUGGAAAGUCUUACGCAUCUUAGAAAAUUAGGAAUACGUUUAGAUUAUGGAAUGUCCCACGUGUAUGGUGCGGUAUUGUUCGAAUCCAUUCGCAAAUUGAAAUGCCUCCAGUCUCUUUUGGUAACGACAGAACUAGGUUACUUGGACUUUCCAAAGUCGUCGGUGCGCCCUCUUUCAUCUCUUCCCACGUUACGUAAGUUGGUUUUGGAAGGAAUGUUACCACACUUACCCGAGCCUAGUGAAUUCCUAACAAACCUCACCAAGCUUACCUUGAGACGGUCCAAUUUAGUGCAAGAUCCACUGGCGACGUUGGAGAAGCUGGAAAACCUUCGCGUUCUCAGAUUGCUGGAAGACUCGUACGGGGGAGUGGAGCUGGCUUGUACUUCAAAAGGGUUUCCUCGACUCGAAUCCUUACAUCUUGAAGAGUUACGAACGUUAACGUGGUGGACAGUGGAGGAAGGAGCUCUGCCAAGUCUUUUACAUCUACAGAUCAAUUCGUGCCAUCAGUUGACGAUGCUUCCGGAAGGACUGCAGCACGUGACUACCCUCAAGAAACUGGAGUUGCUGAACGUGCUUCCUGCAUUCAAUGAAAGGCUUCGAGAAGACGAGGGAGAGGAUUGGAAUAAGAUUCGUCACAUACUCUCCAUUGACAUACGCUAACGACAAAGAUAAGGUGACAUUGGAUUCGGUCAUCUGAUCUCGAACUCCUUGGAGGUCUAAAUUGAUUGCAUUGUGGAAUAUGCAUACAUUAUUCAAAGAAAGGUAUGAGAAGACGAGGGAGAGGUUUGACAUGCGAUUCAUCACCUACUCUCCAUCAACAUAUGCUAUAGGGUGACAUUCAAAGCAAUCUCUCUUUAUCUCCUUGCAAGAUAAAUUGUUAAGGGAAUUAAAGGAGUGGAGAGUGGAGGAAGGGGCUAUGCCGAGUCUUUUACUUUUACAGAUCUAUUACUGCUGUCUAUUGAACUUGCUUCCAGAAGGACUGCAGUACGUGACUACCCUAAAAAAACUGGAGCUAUGGGGCAUGGUUUCAGACUUCAAGGAAAGGCUCCAAGAAAAGGAGGGAGAGGAUUGGCAUAAGAUUCGAAACAUACCCUCCAUCGACAUAACCUAUCAAAGCAUUUGCACUUCCUCUCCUUGCUAGAGCUACAUUGGAGAAGCUACUUGGCAUGCGGGAGGCGAUUGGACGUCACAUAGAGAACGGUCAUGAAGGAAAAUUUAUUUCCCUUUUAUGGUUUCUCCGUUGGCUUCCUUUUUUCUUUUUUCUUUUUUCUAUUGAUUCCUCAUGUAUGAAUGGUGUGAGAUAUUUGGAUGAUGUUUUCAAACUGUAUCAAGACGGGGUGUGUGUUUUAUUUUUAUUUGUUUGGUUUGGUAACUAAUCCUGAAUACUUCAAUAUAAUAAGUUAUUUCUCUAAUGCUUGAGAUGUAAUUUUGUCAAUAUUUGGAUGUAAUAUCCUUUUUCAAAGCACUACUAGUUAUUCAGAGUGUAGGCUCAGGAGGAGGUCCACAAUGCUUCACCGAGGAGUUUACAUGGGUGCAUGAUAAAGCUGCUAUACUAAUCUUCAAUACUUCAAUACUUGGGAGGAGGUCUACAAUGCUUCAUCGGGGAGUUUAUAUGGGUGCAUGAUCAAAGAUGUUCAUGGCCACAAUCUAGCUUUCCCAAUGCAAAACUCAGACUGGACUUUCGGGUGGGCUCCACAAUAACAUUGGGCCUCACCUAUCAUUUCGCCUAAUUGGCAAACGGAAAAUAGGAGAAAAAAGAAUAGAAGAAACUGGAGGAGAGGGAACUGCUUCAGGCGUCGAGACGGAGGAACAUCUAAAUUUCGCUGAAGUCAGGGACCCACAACUGCCCCACAUAAGCGUCAAUUGGAGAAAUUCAGACAACUGGUUGGCCCUGCUGCAUAGCUGACAGCCACAUGCCUACAUGCCGCUGGCUGCAAAGCAUUAUCCCACCUCAAUCUUCAGCCUGAACCAAACUGCCAUCAACCAUCAGCCUUGCAGCACACACCCAGUCAAGCAUCAGUCCUGCUAGAAUACUGUUAUAGCCAGUCAUCCACAGCAAUGGCGUCUCAGACAGACAGUCCUGCAGUCCCACUGGGAUAGGCCUGAAAACAGGGUCAUUAUAAUAGUAGCCGGUUUGUAUCCGGCCAUAUCCCAAGCUUAAAAUUUGGUUCAUGUUAGUAAUGCUUUAACCAAAUCUAAAUAGGAGUUCCUUGCCAUCCAGUAUAUAUGACAUUAUUUUCAUAAAUAAUUUAUGUAUUUUUUUCCUAUUCAUCUUUUGUAGGACAGUGAUUGACAGAUUAGGAGCUUUAUUCAUAAAGAUGUUUGGAGCAUCUUCCAUCUGUAGUACAGCCUAUCAAAUAUUAAUCUGGAUCUCCCAACUACACCCCGGCCCACUUGCACUGAAUGCUGGCAGAAGGAUACUUCAACCAAACAGAUAAGAACUUAUACUUCCUCCUAUUUUAUCGUUGACUAGUUUCUAUAUAUGUCAACAAUCAAGGCUUCUCAUCAGGUACAGCCUGGUGUAUAACUACCCAGGCACAAAGAACAGGCUACUCUGAUAAUGUGAUGGACCAUUCAUGCAAAUGUAAUGUGGGCCGUCAAUUUCUUCUGUCUACCUCUAGGCCAACUGAUUUGUUGUCGCGGCCCGUUUCGUGGACCAUCCAUGCACAUAAUUGGUGAGCUUUACUAGCUUCCCUGGACAUUUGAUGUAUAUUUUUUAACCCUCUAUUCGUAGGAUAUUGAUCGAGGAAUUAGGAGCUUCAAUCUGUAGGAAUUUUGGAGCAUCUUCCAUCCAAGAGAGGGCCUAUCAGACCAAUAUUUUGGAUCUUCCAACUGCAGCCCCAGCUGUACAGACUGUUUUAUUCUUAAUGCUCUUUAUCUCACAUGAUAGACUGUGACAACACACCCAUGUGAAGCAUCUCAACAGAUAAGGAAGAUGGUGGCAUGGGAAUCGAUUACCUUUCUGUGGUUAACUUCUUUCCUCACUUCCUCUUGUAAUGAAGGGUGGCUCAAGAGAAAUACAGUCUGGUCAGGUGAUUGUACGGAGAAUUAAGGAUAAUCUUAUCCUCUCAGCUAUGAACUUACAAAGCUUUCAAAAGCCUUUAACUGACAUCUCCAUGCAGCACAUGGAGUGAGAUUUUGUGGUCCAAGCCAAUGUCUCUUGGAAAUGUUCCUAGAUGGUCUGAUCAAGAGGCUGGCCAGUAGCUCUUCAAAUUCAACAGUGAUUGGUGCAUGAGGAUUUGGAUGACAUUCGUAAUUGUAGCAUGAGGAUGUAUUUGUGUAUGCUUUCCAAACAAUCUUUUGAUAUGUUACGUGGUGCCAUUGUAGGAUAUGAUAUAUUCAUUAGUUUUCACAAGCGUUUUGUGUAAUGUUUGAUUGUAAUAGUGAAUGCAUGUUUUCACAAAAUAUUCUUACUGAGAAUUGAAAUAGAAGCAAAUUUUAUUUUUAUUUUUACAGA